Messenger RNA from Monascus purpureus, 1682 nucleotides. Lineage: Eukaryota; Fungi; Ascomycota; Eurotiomycetes; Eurotiales; Aspergillaceae. The record is from the annotation of a GenBank genome assembly.
UCUUGCCUGACGGGCCUCUCUUCUGAUUUCCCCAACUGGUGAGGAGGACGCUUCAACACAUCCAUUCUCACUUCAAGCAAUCGCCCACAAUUGAUUAAUACCGACGAUGGCCUCCAAUCCACCCCAGCCACCGUCGCACCUCAGCUCCGCGGCCUUCGCAGCACCCGCUUCCCCGCGUACUAUGCGAACGAUUCGGAAAAUCCAGUCUCUCCAGACGCUCUCGUCGAGCUCUUCAGGUUUGAGAUCCCAGGCUUUCAACCGGCCUACGGCGCGAAUUCCGCAAGGGUCGGGACUUGAGUCCUCAAGGCCCGGACAGAUCGGUUCGCUUCGUCGGGCGAGAUCUAGCAGCGCUACUGGACUACGUGAUGGAGCCCCCGCCCAGAAACAGAGUAGAUCGUUGAGAAGGUCUGGCUUUGGGGCGAGGAGGUCUGUCCUAGAAACUCUCCUGAGAGACGGACCGCCAAAUGGAAAUCUCUUGGAAGGACUGCAAGAGUUGCGAUAUCUCGUACUGUCUGCGAGGGUUGAUGCAGACACUGAUGGCAUGUCUCCGUAUCGGAUCUACCUAUGGCUCGCUCUUCUUGAUAUUCCUCCACUCCCAACAGACGAAUAUCUCUCCCUAGUUCACCGCGGACGUUCCCCGGCAUAUCAAAAGAUCUGCAAUGACACGUUCCGCACUCUAGCUACGGACAAUCUCUUCAAACGCCGGGUCACUGAAGCAAGUCUCAUCCGGCUGCUGAAUGCGGUCGCGUGGAAGAUCCACGAUACAAUAAACCCCCAACUUCCGAGCGUGGAUAAAUCGCCGCGUCGACGUUCGAAGCAAACCACUAUCAACCCCCCACCAAAGAUAGUCGAGGAGGAUGAGUUCGAUACUGCGGUCGUGUCGACAGGCAACACUCAGGAUAAGAGCGAACUCACAGAAUAUGUGCAAGGCAUGAAUGUAAUGUGCGCACCUUUCCUCUACGCAGCCCGCAGUGAAGUCGAAGCAUUUGCGCUCUUCCACCAUUUUGUCACGCACGAAUGCCCUGCCUAUGUCCGGAGCACCAUGGACGGGGUGCACAGAGGCGUCAGACUGGUUGAUCGCUGUCUUGAAAUUAUCGAGCCCAAAUUGGCUUCAUACCUCUUCUCAAAGGGCAUGCAUGCCGAGUUAUACGCGUUUCCGUCCGUACUGACGUUCUGCGCUUGCACGCCGCCUCUUCCCCAAGUACUUCAUUUGUGGGACUUUUUAUUCGCGUAUGGGCCUCAUUUGAAUAUCCUAUGCAUUGUCGCCCAGCUUAUCCGGAUGCGGGAUACGCUCCUUAAUAGCCCGAGUCCCAAUAAGAUCCUCCGGUCCUUCCCCCUGCUCGACGCGAAGGAGAUCAUAGCCUUGACCGUGCUGAUCGUUCGCAAGAUUCCCGACGAUCUCUACGUGGAGCUGGUCAAGCAUGCGAAAUGAGCUUGUUUCAGUUAUCAUGAAUCGAUUAACCAUCAGGCAGUACCGUUUCCGGUGUCUUCUUUUUCUCCAAUUACUUCCUUUUUUUAAUGUUUGCUUUCGGUUAUCUUCUUUAUUUUCUACCAAGAUUAUUCGAUUCGAACGAAACGGUACGAAGGGGAAUGGGGAAAAUGACCAUGAACGAGAUGGAAUUGAAUGGAAUGGAAUGUUCAAAAUUCAAGAUGAGACGAUAAGUAUGAUUAUUGAUUUUAAC